UGCUGUCAGAUGGUGAGGCCACGCCCAUGUGCUUACCAUCAGAGGGACCCGCCUCCGAGUAUACCUACCGGAAGUUUCCCGGAGACUGCGAAGAGCAUGGACGAAGAAGCAGAUUGGCUCGUGGACUCGCUCCGCUUGUACCAGGAUCUCCAUGCCUUUGAGCUGCCAGGUCCCACCAGAGUCCUGGAGUGGACUGAUAAUCAAGGAGUCUAUGUUGCUGGCUGUGAAAGUCAGAAAAGAAAUGAAGUGCUACAUCUUCUAUUACCUCCCAAACUCUGUGCUGAAAACCAGAGCUUAUGCCCAGAAAGAGAUUUCAGAGUGAAACAUGGGGGAUUUUCAGACAAGCCUGUCUACAACCUGAAGCAUGUGCCGGAGACCAGGUUGCUGGUAACAAGUGGCCCACCCAGCAGUUCCCUACAGGUGUGGCAGGUUGCAGAAGAUAGUGACUUGAUUAAAACUGUGAUUACCAUUGCUUUACCUGAGGCAGAAAGUAGCCGCUGGCCUAAGAUUGCAGUCCUGGUCUCUAAGGUCCCCCAAGUCCUCCAUGGGGCUAGGGCCAGUGGUCUGCACAUUACCGACCUGGAGUGCCAGAAGACUUUCAACAUGUCAGGGGUGAGUGACCAUGAAGAAGAGAUAAGCAGUCUGCAGGUAUUGGAUGCAGAUACAUUCAUCUUCUGUUGUGCUUCGGGACGCCUGGGGCUCGUGGACAUCCGCCAGAAGCCGGGCGACUGCAAGAAGACCAUCCCCAACUCUGGGCCUGGCGGGGAGCAGUGGUGUGCUGAAGUCCAAAGCCGGGAGAAGGGGCCAGGCCCCACCGUCGCCAGUUUGUCCUCCACUGGGCAGCUUCAGCUCAGAGACCUGCGGGAUCUGGACCACCCGGUGACAACAGUGCAGUGCCCGGUGUCUGUACCCAGCCCAGACCGGGAGCUGCUGAGGGUUAGCUGGGCUCCUUCUCUAGCGGGCUGCUUAGCCAUUUCAGGUUUUGAUGGGACUGUCCAAAUCUAUGAUACAACAUCCUGGGAAAGAAAUGGGAGCCACAUAGAACCUCUCUUUAUCCACAAAGGACAUCUUUUCAUGGAUGGGACCAAGGAGGACACACUUCCACUAGUCACCACACAUUCCUGGCACCCCAGCAAACCGAGGACAUUGUUGUCUGCAGCAGCGGACGCAUCUCUGCAUGUGUGGGAUUGGAUGGAUCCUUGCAACUCCUGAUGACCCCACUCAAAGGGAGAAACAGACCCAGACAUUCCCACAUUAAUGGUGUGUGCUCAUGUCCUGGGUUGUAGAGAUUUUAAAUGGAAAACCAUCUCUGCAUGUGGCUUCAGUCUCUGUUAGACCUUGUUCAUGCGCUCAUCAGACUCUAACUAUCGCAUCCAUAGGUUCACUGUAACGGUUGUAAGCCUCCUGUUGGGCAGCUAUGAGGGAAAAUUUUCCUUGAAACUGGUGGAAGAUUUAUAGCAGCUCUUUUUGUGGUGGCAAAGAAUUGGAAAUUAAAGAGAUGUCCCUCCAUUGGGGAAUGCCUGAACAGUCGUGGCACAUGAUGGUGAAGGAAUACUGUUGUGUUAUAAAGAAUGAUUAACAGAAUGAUCUCAGAAAGAACUGGAAAGACCUACCUGAACUGAUGUGGAGUGAAAUGAGCAGAACCAGAACAUUAUACACAGUAACUGCAAUAUUGUGGAGCCAUCACAGGGGAGAGACUUUGCUACUAACAGUAAUACGAUGAAAAAGACUGCUAUCCAUCCCCAGAGAAGGAACUAUUGGAGUAGGAAUGCAGAUGAAAGAAUAUGAUUUUUCACUUUAGUUCAUUUGGAUUUUAUCUUUAUUUGGGAGUUAUGGGCUUACAAAAAUAAAGGAGAUGGAGAUCUGUUUUGUGUGAUAAUACAUGUAUAGCCCAGAUUAAAUUGCUUGCCAGCUCUCGGGGCCAGGAGGGAAGGAGACAAUUUGGUUCAUAUAACUUUGGAAAACUUAUAUGGAAAUUUGUUACAUGUAAUUGCUAAAUCAAUUUUAAAAUUAAAAAGAGAAAUUGGCA
Monodelphis domestica (gray short-tailed opossum) is the source of this 2029-nucleotide messenger RNA. RefSeq names its product WD repeat domain 73 (gene WDR73). Gene Ontology annotation, cellular component: spindle pole; cytosol. NCBI's taxonomy places the organism in Eukaryota, Metazoa, Chordata, Mammalia, Didelphimorphia, Didelphidae. Gene Ontology annotation, biological process: cytoplasmic microtubule organization. The record is from RefSeq and is a predicted model, not a curated record. Gene Ontology annotation, molecular function: protein binding.